Podarcis raffonei (Aeolian wall lizard) is the source of this 2190-nucleotide messenger RNA. It is a transcript of the gene SRP72, whose product is annotated as signal recognition particle 72. Gene Ontology annotation, molecular function: ribosome binding; protein binding; 7S RNA binding. Gene Ontology annotation, cellular component: signal recognition particle, endoplasmic reticulum targeting. The record is from RefSeq and is a predicted model, not a curated record. The transcript has 19 exons. NCBI's taxonomy places the organism in Eukaryota, Metazoa, Chordata, Lepidosauria, Squamata, Lacertidae. Bases 44 to 2086 code for a protein of 680 amino acids. Gene Ontology annotation, biological process: SRP-dependent cotranslational protein targeting to membrane.
AUCCUGCCCCCCCGCCCUCCGCUGCUUCUCUCCCUCUGCCAAGAUGGCGGCGGGCGCGGGUGGCGGAAGUGGUGCCGGCGCGGCCGGGGCUGCCUCGGUGGCCUCGCUGUGGAGCGAAGUGAACCGCUGCGGCCAGAACGGCGACUUCGGGCGCGCCCUCAAGUCGGUCAAUAAAAUACUGCAGAUCAGCAAGGAUGAUGCAACUGCUCUUCACUGCAAAGUGGUAUGCCUUAUCCAAAACGGAAGUUUUAAGGAAGCUCUCAGUGUGAUUAACACCCAUACCAAAGUAUUAACCAGUGAUGUGAUAGCCUUUGAGAAGGCUUACUGUGAAUACAGGCUGAACAGGAUUGAAAAUGCUCUGAAGACCAUUCAAGGAGCCAGUCAGCAGACAGACAAGCUAAAGGAGCUGUAUGGACAAGUGUUGUACAGAUUAGAACGUUAUGACGACUGUUUAGCUGUGUACCGGGAUCUCAUACGCAACUCACAAGAUGAAUAUGAAGAGGAACGGAAAACGAACCUCUCUGCAGUUAUUGCUGCACAGAGCACAUGGGAGAAGGUCGUGCCAGAGGAUCUUGGCCUUCAAGAAGCCACAUAUGAGCUGAGUUACAAUGCUGCUUGUUCUUUGGUUGGGCAGGCCAGGCUGAACGAGGCAAUGAAAAGCCUACAAAGAGCAGAAGAUCUGUGUCGCCAGUCUCUCUCAGAAGAUUCGGAUGUUACCGAAGAAGACAUUGAGGCUGAACUGGCUAUUAUUCACGGUCAGAUGGCUUAUAUCUUGCAGCUGCAAGGUCACACAGAGGAAGCCCUGCAACUUUACAAUCAGAUAAUCAAACUGAAGCCAACAGAUGUCGGGUUGCUUGCUGUCAUCGCCAACAACAUCAUUACCAUUAACAAGGACCAAAACGUCUUUGACUCAAAGAAAAAGGUGAAACUGACCAACGCUGAGGGUGUUGAGCAUAAACUCUCGAAGAAACAGCUCCAAGCAAUAGAAUUCAAUAAAGCUCUGCUGGCCAUGUACACCAACCAGGCAGAUCAGUGUCGCAAACUGGCAUCAAGUUUACAGUCACAGAGUCCCGAACAUCUCCUCCCUGUGCUAAUCCAGGCAGCACAGUUGUGUCGAGAGAAACAGCAUACCAAGGCAAUAGAGCUGCUACAGGAGUUUGCCGAUCAGCACCCCGAGAAAGCAGCAGAGAUUAAGCUGACGAUGGCACAGUUGAAAGUUGCUCAAGGCAGUGUCACGAAAGCAUGUAUCAUCCUGAGGUCUAUAGAAGAGUUAAGGCACAAACCAGGCAUGGUAUCUGCAUUAGUGACAAUGUAUAGCCAUGAAGAAGAUAUUGAUAGUGCUAUAGAGGUCUUGGCUCAAGCAAUUGAAUGGUAUCAAGAAUUUCAGCCAAAGUCUCCAGUUCAUUUGUCGUUAAUUAGGGAAGCUGUCAACUUCAAGCUAAAACACGGACGGAAGAAGGAAGCCAUCAGCGAUCUAGAGGAGCUGUGGAAGCAGAAUCCAGAUGAUGUCCAUACCCUGGCCCAGCUCAUUUCUGCAUACUCCCUGGUGGAUGGUGAGAAAGCUAAAGUACUUAGCAAACACUUGCCUUCUUCGGACACUAUGUCUCUGAAAGUAGAUGUGGACGCUCUUGAAAACUCGCAUGGGGCUACAUACAUUCGGAAGAAAGGAGGGAAACCCGCGGUUGAGAACCAGCAGAAAGAACAAGGCCAAGGUGAUGUCAAGAAGAAGAAGAAGAAAAAGAAGGGAAAACUGCCAAAGAACUAUGACCCUAAGGUUGCUCCUGACCCUGAGCGCUGGCUUCCAAUGCGGGAACGCUCCUACUAUCGCGGGCGGAAGAAGGGCAAGAAGAAGGACCAGAUUGGGAAAGGAACCCAAGGAGCAACAACAGCAGCUUCUUCUGAAUUGGAUGCUAGCAAGACUGCAAGUAGUCCACCUACAUCCCCAAGGCCUGGCACCGUAACGGCAGUUCCAUCUGGAUCAACAAGCAACAUGAUACCGCCAAGGCAUCAAAAGCCUGUUGGCGCAGCUGCCACAAAGAAGAAACAGCAGCAGAAGAAAAAGAAAGGAGGGAAAGGAGGCUGGUGAUCAUGGCAAGCAGGCUGUUUAAAUUGAAAUUGCCUGUCUUCCUUUUAUUUUCUUUUUUUCCAAUUGCGAAUGCCAAGAGCAGAAUAAAGGUCAAACAAAAAGCA